GAAACGUCUGAGUUCAAGCGUAUUUGCGUAACUGGUGAACUUCAAACUACUUACACGAAGUCGUUUCCGCGACCAGGUGAAAGCGUGCGAGGAGAUUCGUUCCAAAUGGGAAGCGGUGGAAAAGGAGCAAAUCAAGCCGUAGCAGCCUCCAGACUCGGCGCGAGUGUACAGCUUAUAGGGAGGGUAGGAAAUGAUACGUUUGGUGAGUCGAACAUCGAGAACUUGCGAAAAGCUGGAGUAGACAUUAGCCAAGUGGAGAAAUCCGACAGCAGUCAUACUGCUACUGCCACCAUAACUGUUAACGCACACGGCGAAAACACGAUUGUAGUGACCUUGGGUGCAAAUUUGGAGCUAGACGAUGAGUGUGCCGAGAGACACGAGAAAGCCAUCAGUAACGCCGCAAUUGUGAUGGCUCAAGCGGAGGUUUCCCGAAAAGGGAACAAAAAGGCGUUUGAGUUAGCAAGGAAGCACGGAGUGAUGACUUUUUUCAAUCCGGCACCUGGUGUACCUGACACGGACAUGUCCAUGGUGGCACUUAGUGACAUUAUUUGCACGAAUGAGAACGAAGCUGAAUUUAUUACAAACAUUCCUCAAAACACAGUGGAAGAUGCUGAGAAAGCAGCUGCACAGAUGAUAACUAUGGGACCAAAGCAUGCCAUCGUCACGCUGGGAGCUAAAGGAGUCGUGUUGGCAUCAAAAGGAAAACAAGAAGUCGAGCGCAUCCCUGUCAGAAAAGUGAAGGCCGUCGAUACUACGGGUGCUGGCGACUGCUUCUGCGGAUCGCUCGCAUACUUCUUGAUCGGUGGCAGGUUUUCAAUGUCUGAUGCUAUCAAGAAAGCUGCCGAAAUAGCAGCGUUAUCCGUUCAACGAAAGGGAACGCAGUCGUCCUACUGGACUCGAAAAGAAAUUGAACACGAAUUACCCGAUCUGUUAAGAUGA
This is a messenger RNA of Haemonchus placei, 939 nucleotides long. The record is from the annotation of a GenBank genome assembly. Lineage: Eukaryota; Metazoa; Nematoda; Chromadorea; Rhabditida; Trichostrongylidae.